GCGUCGUGUUCCAUUACCGGGCAGCCCGGGACCGGUACGCCUUGACCUUCGCCGAGGCCCAGGAGGCCUGCCGUCUCAGCUCGGCCAGCAUCGCGGCCCCGCGGCACCUGCAGGCUGCCUUUGAGGAUGGGUUUGACAACUGUGACGCCGGCUGGCUCUCUGACCGGACCGUCCGGUACCCCAUCACUCAGUCCCGGCCCGGUUGCUAUGGCGACCGUAGCAGCCAGCCGGGAGUUCGGAGCUAUGGGAGGCGAGACCCCCAAGAACUCUACGACGUGUAUUGCUUUGCCCGAGAACUGGGGGGUGAAGUCUUCUACGUGGGCCCUGCCCGCCGCCUGACCCUGGCCGGAGCGCGCGCCCAGUGUCGCCGCCAGGGCGCCGCGCUGGCCUCCGUGGGACAGCUGCACCUGGCCUGGCACGAGGGCCUGGACCAGUGCGACCCCGGCUGGCUGGCGGACGGCAGCGUGCGCUACCCGAUCCAGACGCCGCGCCGGCGCUGCGGGGGCCCAGCCCCGGGCGUGCGCACCGUCUACCGCUUCGCCAACCGCACCGGCUUCCCCGCGCCCGCCGCCCGCUUCGACGCCUACUGCUUCCGAGCUCAUCACACCACGCCACAUCAUGGAGACCCAGAGACUCCCUCCUCUGGGGACGAGGGGGAGAUUCUGUCGGCAGAAGGCCCCCCGGUGCGAGAUCUGGAACCCAGCCUGGGGGAGGAGGAAGAGGCUGUGCCUCAGUCCCGGGAGCCCCUGCUGUCCAGCGGGGAAGAAGAGCCCCUGUUCGUGGUAGAGAAGCAGGAGUCUCAGGAGAACCCCAGCCCUACCUAUGGGAGCCCCACUCUGGCCUCGUGGCCCACGGAGGCAGCGUGGCUGGGCACCGUGGCCCCCAGCCCCGGUGGCAUCAGCGCAGGCCCUGCUGCGUCCACGCCCACAGAUGCCCCCACGGGCCCCACGCCACGGAGGAGAGGACGCUUUAAAGGGUUGAACGGGCGCCACUUCCAGCAGCAGGAACAGGAGCCAGGGUUGGAGCGGGGUCUCGAGGCCAGCGCCCAGCCCCUCAGCCCAGAGGCUGCUGGGAAUCACGUGGAACCUCCCUUGGCCACGGAAGCCACGGAGACGCCGGGGAGUGGCCGGAGCCAGAGUCCCUGGGUCGUGCUGACCAAUGAAAUUGAUGCGCCUGAAGCUGAUUCCCGUGGUGGCAGGAGCCCCGCACAGCCCUGGCUGUGGCCCCCGACCAUGGUCCCAGCCAGCACCCCAAGCCCCAGCAGGGCCCCUGGCCUGAAGUUAAAGGGAUCUGCAGACCCCAGCGGGAAACCAGCCACCCCCAGCCUGUCCUGGUCCCCCACGGAGGCCACGGUCCUGGCUCCCAGUCCCUCUGAAGACCCCAGCACAGUUCCUUGGGGGGUAUCCCCCACGGCCACAUCCCCGGACCGCCCCGUCAUAGCCAUGCUGCGUGCCCCAAAACUGGGGCUCACACCAGACCCCACGGAGGCCGGUGCCACCGAGGACCACCGCGAGGCCACCGCCACCGCCACAUCCUUGCUUGCGACAGAGACCAAGGGGACUGCCCCAUCCCCCUCCUGGCACCCAGCAGGACUGGAGGGAGAAGCCAUACCCACGACAGCCACGGAUACAGGGACUGGAGGCAGCCCAGACUCCCCCAGAGACGCUGGGGGGCCCAGCCCUUCGCAGCACGCCAGCCGCAGCCCCUGGGUUUCCGUGGGCGGGGCCACGCCAGCUGAUGUCACCCCCACAGAGGCUGCCGCCGAGCCCACAGGCGCGAGAGACAUCUUGGGGUCAGCGUCUGGGGUCUUUAACAGGGCAGAGAGCCCCUCUUCCGGCUUGGUGGCCACCACGGAGGAGGUGGGCUCCAGGCCCCCUUCAGCUUCGCCGGGGGACCCUGGAGUUUUUGUGGUGCCCAAAGUCACCCCAAGUUUGGGGCCUGGGGGUGCCACAGGCGUAGGAUCCACGGUGGAUCCCGCGGGUUCCUCGGUCACGCCGGAAUCCAGCGACGCUGCUGGCCUUUGGGAAUCCGGAUCGCCGCUCAUGAUUGAGGGGACUGAGAGCCCCACCUGGCACCCUCCGGUGACGUUCGAUGCAAGCAGGGUGACGACGCCCCUCACGUCCCCAGACCAGGGGGACAAGACUGAUGCCCUGGUGACGUCCAUCCUGGCCACUGCGAGCUUCCAACCCCAGCCAGAGCCAGAGGGCCGGACGGUGGCCGAGGGGACACCUGGAGCAUCGGUCUCUCCUCCACCGUGCACACCCACUGCAGCCGGCGUGGACGAAGCUGUCUCAGCUCCCUCCAGGGAGCCUGCGGUGCCGUGGGACGCCCCCAGCACCCUGCCACCUGUGUCCCAGGGCACAGGAGACUUGCAGCUGGAGCUCUUGGCCGGGAGACCAGCAGUGGACAGCUUCUGGGAGGAGGUGGCGAGCGGAGAGGAGCCGGCGCUGCUGGGAAGCCCUGGGAAUGGGGGUGCAGAGGAGGCACCCUCGGAUCCCUGCGAGAACAACCCAUGCCUGCACGGAGGUACGUGCAGUGCCAACAGCACCAUGUAUGGCUGUAGCUGUGACCAAGGCUUUGCUGGGGAAAACUGCGAGAUUGACAUUGACGACUGCAUGUGCAGCCCCUGUGAGAACGGAGGCACCUGUGUCGACGAGGUCAACGGCUUUGUGUGUCUCUGCCUCCCCAGCUACGGGGGCAGCCUGUGCGAGAAAGACACCGAGGGCUGUGACCGGGGCUGGCACAAGUUCCAGGGCCACUGCUACCGCUACUUCGCUCACCGGCGGGCGUGGGAAGACGCCGAGAGGGACUGCCGCCGCCGGGCCGGCCAUCUGACCAGCGUCCACUCUGUCGAGGAGCAGAGCUUCAUCAACAGCUUUGGGCACGAAAACACGUGGAUCGGGCUAAACGACAGGAUCGUGGAGAGGGACUUCCAGUGGACGGACAACACAGGGCUGCAAUACGAGAACUGGCGAGAGAACCAGCCGGACAAUUUCUUCGCGGGGGGCGAGGACUGCGUGGUGAUGGUGGCGCACGAGAGCGGCCGCUGGAAUGACGUCCCUUGUAACUACAAUCUCCCCUACGUGUGCAAGAAGGGCACAGUGCUGUGCGGCCCCCCUCCCGCGGUGGAGAACGCCUCCCUGGUGGGCGCCCGCAAGGCCAAGUACAACGUCCACGCCACCGUGCGCUACCAGUGCGACGAGGGCUUCUCCCAGCACCACGUGGCCACCAUCCGCUGCCGUAGCAACGGCAAAUGGGACAGACCCCAGAUUGUCUGCACCAAACCCAGACGGUCACACCGGAUGCGGCGACACCAUCACCACCACCAGCACCACCGCCAGCACCAUCGUCACAAACCGCACAAGGAACACAGAAAGCACAAACAGCCCCCCGCGGAGGACUGGGAGAAGGAGGAAGGGAAUUUCUGCUGAACAGCAGGAGGAAGAAGCACAGCCCCCCCCUCCCGCAGAACCUUCUGGAACCUUCGCGUGGGGAGACAGAGCCCAGAGAGGGAGACGAGAGCGUCUGGGAGCCCCUGAACCCCAAACCACAUGCAUAACCCUUUGUACAGAGCCCCCUCCUCCUCCUUUGCAUUCACACACGAGGUCCGUGUAUUGCAAAAGUCCCGUGUGGCCAAGCCACACCCUGAUGCACCUGCUCGCUCACCAAUAUACAAGACCAAGGGGACUCUGCAUUGCCUUUGUUUGCCUGAGUGAUUGGCGGUGCUGGGAUAAGGCUUUGAGACCCGUGCAAGGGCUGGCGCUUAGAUUAAGACCUGACCUUUUGGGGCAAAGAUUCAGGCUUAGUGAGUGGUUGGCUGUUCCCCAUCCGGGCGGACGCCUCCACUUAAGAUCAAGAGCCUUGGGGAGAGACAGUGCAACCAGCGGCUGUUGGCUGGAACCCAGCCUCUGCCAUCUCCUUGACCUUGGCUUCUAGCUCAAGUCCAGUCUUUUGUCAAACUGGGCGUGGAACUGCUGUGUGCUGAAUUUUAGGAGGGAUUUGGGAUCAGCCUCCCGAGUGGUGUCCCAGGAGUUAGGAGUAGCAUCAGAGCUAGGGCGUAGCUAGAGUAGGCAGUGGAGGGCAGGCAUCUCACCCACCUGCGCCAGGCAAGGCCAGGGCUGAGAAGUGGUGGAUCUCACACACAGGAUCUUUAGGGCUUUCUUUCCCUCCGUCUCUCAGGGACAUCCUCCUGGGUGCCAAGCUCUCAAGCCCGCUGCCUGUACCCAUGCCCCUAGCAGCCGCUGGCAGAGCCCCUGCCCUGGGUCCUCUCCCCAGCGCCCCACCCCCUUUCCACCGCCCGCCCCCCUCUCGAGCCAUUGCCCAGCCGGCUAGAAACACCGGAAGCUUGAGCGUGGUGAAGCGAGGUGUGGUGUCGACCAGCCCAACUGUGUUUCUCCUCGCUGGAAACUUGAUCAGUGGGGAAGAGCUCACUUGCAACUGGAAAACACCUUCCCGAGCCGGAAGCCAGGACCCUGGUCCCUGAAGCCUGGCUUGAGAGACCCACAGCUCUCCUCCUGUCUCCGCUCCUCCCGUCAGGGUCAGACCUGCGGAUGGGCGAUAGAAAAGGACUCUGUGCAGACGAAAAAAAAAAAUGCACACACUGAGGGGGGCUCAGUAAGGACAGAGAUGUGUUAACUGAGCCCUUAUCCCUCUGCACAAGUUACAGUCCCAGGCGACAGCUGCGGAGCAGGUGCUAAGUGCUUCUACCCUGUCUCCUCGAGUCCUUUCUGCAUCGCGGUGACUUAGGGACCACGCUUUGCCCAUUUCCCACGCGGUGAUCCGGAAGCCCACGGCUCUGACUCCGCGGCUGCCCUGUCCUUGACCUUGGAUUUCAGCUCAAGUUCGGUCUUUGGUCUUAGUGGGUGAAGGACAGGGGGGACGGUCAGGUGGUGAAUCCAGCCUCCCUCUGGGGCCCUUGGAGGUGGGAGGAAUCCUGGGAGCACAGCGCAGGCAGUGGCGGGCAGGUGCAUUGCCCCCAGCCCUGGGAGUUCCCGAGGGGAACACACUGGCUGUACAUGGGAUCCUGGCCCUUAACCCUGCCUUUCAGUUUUCCCUGCCAUCAGCAUUGUCCCUUGUCCACUCAUAGUUGAGAAAGCCUAGGCAUAGAGGUUUGUCUUUGUCGCUUUGGGUUAAACAAUAUAUAUAAUAAGAAUAACACGUUUUUCUGUUACCCAUGUCACACACACACACAAAAAAGAAUUCUCCUUCGUUUGGGGUGGGGUGGUGGUGGCUGGGGACACAGCUUGUGUGGGGGUCUUGGUUGACGCUCCCUGCCCUUGGAACCCUUAACCCCCCCUUGCUCUGCCCCCGCCCCAGCUCCAGGGUGGGAGGGGCUCUGGUCUUCUCUGAAGUGGUGGUUUGUCCUUCGACCUUUCCCCGCGAGGUGCGUGUGUGUGUUCGCAUGUGCGGUGCGCAGGGCAUGGUGUGAGUGUGCGCGUGGACAGCUGUGGGAACUGCUGGUGUUGCUGUAAGCCGCAGUGUUCCGUGGCUCUGUGAUAGCUGACACUGUGGACAUUAAUGUACUUCUUGGACAUUUUAAUAAAAUUUUUUUAACAGUUCCACC
Oryctolagus cuniculus (rabbit) is the source of this 5563-nucleotide messenger RNA. NCBI's taxonomy places the organism in Eukaryota, Metazoa, Chordata, Mammalia, Lagomorpha, Leporidae. The record is from RefSeq and is a predicted model, not a curated record.